This is a messenger RNA of Apis florea (little honeybee), 18543 nucleotides long. RefSeq lists its product as uncharacterized. The record is from RefSeq and is a predicted model, not a curated record. Lineage: Eukaryota; Metazoa; Arthropoda; Insecta; Hymenoptera; Apidae. Gene Ontology annotation, molecular function: calcium ion binding.
UUAUUUUUGGAUGAGAAAAAUAAGGAUUUUUGAAAUUGAUUGUUUGUUUGAUUUUGGAUCGAACGGUAAAGGUGAUCGAUACGGAAUAGUGUAAAAGAAGGGAAAAGUCGAUUUUGGUGCCGAUGUAACGAGGUAACGUUGUAACGUUUGGACCGAUUUACAUGAGAGUGUGCAUCCUCUGAUUUCGUAACUCCGUGACAGCGGGGAAACAGAUGGGCGAAGACAUGUGGAGACUUUGGUUCACGAAAUUGUUGGCGGUGGUGUUGCUCUUCGCUUGUGUUGUGGAAACACGAUCUGAGGAUAAUGGAUCGUUGACAGAAGACAGACUAGCUAGGAUAGAAAGAGAUCUGCAAGGUGUAACCACGGUCCUCCUAGUCUCAGCACGACCCGGCAAAUCCAUCCCUCCGGUCGGUCUGUUAACGAAAACCGCGCGAACCUUCGUCCAAGAUGGCGCCAGUACGGAGUUCGCCACUCAAAUACUCGGUACUACAUUGGAUAAUGGUCGUGUAUACGCCAAGAUAUUGGCCACGUCUAGUAGAGUAUUCUAUGACAAGGAACCUACGCCAGAUUCCCCCACGCCGUAUGUGGUUUAUCCUUCGAGAACCACCGACGACGAUUGGCAACUCAAGGUGGCCCUUGAUAACACACCCAUUAAAGCUUUGGAGGAUAUCGAAAAUUCUGGGUUAGAGAGAGAUUCUGAUAGUCAGAGUGGGGAAGGAAGAUCUUCGAUGAAGUUGGAUGAAUUAUCUAAAGAGAAUGAUAUAUUUAGCAGGAGAGAAUUGGGAUCAGAUUCACAGAGAUUCAAACCUGCGAAGAUCAGACCUGCUGACAAUCUUCCUACUUAUACAGUGACGCACGAGUACGUAACCAAUAAUUUCGAUAAUCUCGAAGAGGACCAGCCGAAGAGUUUUAGACCCAGAUUGCCCAAGAUUUUUAAGCCUCAGGCCAAAACUCCUGUGCAGAGAAAAUUGGACUCAAAACCUCUGGCAACUGUGACAUAUCAUGGAUUCGCCGAGUUCACCACUACCGUUGGUGAAACAGUUAUAGUUUUCUCACCAAGUACAUCACCAGCGCCUAUUGGUCGUCCAGCUACCACAAUCAAAGGUGAUGCGACUUUGAGACCUGACGAUGGAGUUGCGGUUGUAAAAAUCAGACCUACUAGCGUAGUCACUGGCCAAGAAAAGACCAAACAACAUUCUGGACGUAUAUCUGAUCCGCAUAGCGAAACGGGUGAUCCUCUAUUGGAUGCUAUCAACAGAGCCAAUAUUCAGCCUAGUGUUACAGAGGAAUUCGAAGAGUCUUCAACGACGUCCACGGAACCUCUUCUUCUAAUACCAGAUGUUGAAACUGAUUCAGUGAAACCAACAGGACUUUUGAAAGUCUUAGAUUCUACUACUUCUCAGGAUGGUACCACUACUCAUUAUAAGAGUCUGAUCUAUGGUACUUAUAUCGGUACGAAUUACGCUCAAAUUAUCCAUACCUCAUCGAAUGUAUACUUUUUCCCCGAUGAAGCUACUGUUACUUAUGAUGCCGAGGAUACCACUAUGGAUUAUGGAACAACUGCUACUGAAUCUGAUGAGGAACAAGACACUACGUUGCAAAUGACAACAGGCACCACGCCGAGAAUAAUCACCACUAGCGAGGAAGUUCCACCAGAGAUGAACGAAUUGACUACUCCAUUCAAAGAUACCACUGAUUCUGCAUUAACGACAUUGAAAGAUAUUUUGGAGAGUGCAAGAAGAGUAGUGCUUGGUACUACAGAAUCAAUUGCUCCAACAUUGGAUGACGAGAUUCCUAACGAUAUAGUUCCUGGAGAUCCUCAAGGUCGUAGUAUCAAAGGUGGCAGCUCGAAAAACAAUUUUGGACAUCAGGAUCAUAAAGGACACGGAUUCAUUGAGCAGGAAGAAAAAAUUUCUUUGGCUACCAGACUCCUUCCUUCCACAAUGUACAAAACGUUUACCUAUUACACCACUUUCUUCAUUCCUAAUGGCGAUCAGACUACGACUUCUAUACGUUCCAGAGAAGUUGUGUCUUCAGAUGUUACUUAUUUGACGGAGCUUAUUCUACCAAGUGAAACAAUAUCCUCCAUUGUUCCCACGGCUGUUACUGAACCUAUAUCGACCAAAAUCACUCCUGAUACGAAUCAAGCAAUUGAAGAGGAGCAGACUACUAAACAGGACGAAGAGAUAGAGUUGAUCUUUAAGACUCUGUAUACCACGUAUACGUAUUUGACUACCUUCUUCCAGGAGAGUACUUCCAGCAUUUCCAGUCGCGAAGUCGUAGAAACGAAUGUGAUCACUCAAACUGUUGGUCCAAAUGGAGUGUCUGCAGUAGUUGCAGGGUUGUUCGAGAAAGAUGAACCUACCUUGAUAUUGCCAACAAAAAUUUCGGACAGUGUUUUGCCUUCAACGACUCUUGAACAUGAGGAAGGAACUGAAAAAUAUCCAACAACUUUAGAACAAACAACAGAGGAUACUCUUACAACGAUGCAAGAACAAGAUAUCACUACUGAUCAGAAUAUUCCAACAGAGUCGGGAAUAAUUAUUGAAAAAGAAAUUGAAGACACAAAACAAACGAUUCCUGAAAUCGAACCCAGUCCAACUCCAAUUUUACCGACCGAAGAAGUGAGGAAACAGAUCAAAACUUACUACACAACAUACACUUAUUAUACUACAAUAUUUGUUGACGACGAGACAGAAGUAGAAACGAGAACAGAAGUGUUCACCAAUGUAGUAACAGAAACUAUUCAGCCAACCGCUGUAAUGCCAAUUAUCCAAGAAACUGAGAAACCAUUUCCAUCAACAGAGGAACCAGUCAAAAAACCUCCUCCAGAAAUCUUGGCAUAUUUGGAAGCUAUUCAAAGACAGAAAUCGCAAGAAGAAGCGUUUCUUCUUGCCAAAAAGGUUCAACAACACGGGACUACUAAUAACGAAGAGAGUACAACUAUAUCUGAGGCUAAAGCAGAAACUACAACGGAAUAUGCAAGUACUUUUGAAGACCAACCAAUUACAGAAAAUUUGUUUCGAGGUUUCGAAGUAAACGCACAAGUAACGCCAAAUCCACCAAUCGAAGGAGAAGUUUUAGGAUCUAUGAUCACUGACGUGGUAUCGUCUUCCAGUUCUGGAGGAGGUACAGUGUUAGAUGUAAUGGACAAGAGAAACGCGGUUCCCGAGGAUCAAGAACUCUCAGAAUCGAACCAUCAUGACGUAGAGCCAAUACCAACGCUUUUGCUUCAAACGAGUUACACUACCUUUACUUAUUUUACGACAAUGUAUAAAGGUGAUGAAUCAAAUGUGGUAAGUCGACUAGAAACGGUUACCAAUGUGGUGACUGAGACUAUUAGGCCAACAGCAGUGAUACCCAUGGAGACGAGUACUUUACCAGUUACGUACUUCACGACGUUCACUUAUUGGACAACGUUCUACAAAGAUGGCGAUACUAUUACUACUAGUCGUGAAGAAACUGUUAGCAAUGUUAUUACACCAGGAGUGUCACCUACUCCUACUGUGGAGUUAGGUGUAAUCAUGACCUAUAGACCAACGACGUUGUACAUUGAGGAUACUAGUGAUAGUCUAAUCAACGAAAAAGAAUCCAAAAUCACUGCUGAUAACGAAGUGACACCUUCAGCUGCUAUUCCUAUUGAAAAUUCCAAAGGCGAAAAACCAGACACUACAACUUCCAAAGACAUUGCUUCGCCAUCUUUUGAGAAUACUGUAGAAUCCACAACGAUUUCACCUGAACCUACCACAUAUUAUACUACUUAUACUUAUUACACCACUUCCUAUAUUGGCAACGAGACGAUUAUGAACAGCAGAUUGGAGACUGUCACAAGUGUCUCCAUACCUGAAGUUAUUAUCACCCAACAACAAGCAACCGGUAGAGCAAUUGAUGGGCCAGUAUUCAAGCAAACUAUAGCAACCGAGGAGAAACCAGUUACACCAUCAAAAACUAGCGAACUUCCAAAAAUUGGAUUAAUCUCGACGAUUAGAUCUAGCCAAGUUAAUGAUGGUACUACCACUCAUUAUAUGACGGACAUUCAUGGCACAUACAUCGAUGGAUUGUACGCUCAAAUUGUGGAAAGUUCAACAAAAAUAGAGACACCACCUUUGCCAUCGUCUGUUGCUACUCCAGUUUUGCCAACAGGUAUUUUAUCGAUGAACAAAGGUACUGUGAUAGAUGCUGAUGAAAUCACUACAAUUUAUUUUACCACGAAGCAAAUUGGAACAUUAUUAGAUGGUUUAUAUGCAAAAGUCAUCGAAAGUACUUCGAGUACAAAGAUAAACGAGGAAAGAAGAGCAACUAUUUUACCUACUCAUGGUCACAGAACUGGUCUGGUGAGGUUGAUCCAAGGACAGAUCGAAAAUAAUGGAACUACCACAUUCUAUCAAUCAAAAGUGAUUGGAACCAGUAUCGAGGGUAGAUAUGCUCAGAUCAUAGAGAGUACUUCUAGCUUUUUUUCUGCUACUCCAACAGAAAGUAUUUCACCUACUUCAACCCAACCGCCUACCAAACCUACUGAAAUCCCGGAGAUUUUACCUUCGCCUGCAGUGAUUCAAUCGUCCCUAUCAGAAGAACAUACAACGGAAUCUCCAGAUCAAGACGAAGAUUCAGAGCAGAAUGAGGAAAGUGAAGAAGAGGAUGAAGAAGGGGAAGAUGGACAAAGUUCUAAGAAAAAGUCUAGACUGACUUUCUCCACUAGAAAAAGAACGUUCACUCCGGUAAUCAGACCAUUUGCAUCUAGAAAUAGACCUACGUUCAAUCCGAAACGAAAAGGUGCUCAGGGUGCAACAACCAUUACUAGAACAGACAUAACACCUACGAUAACCGCAACAUUGGCUGGAAAAGGCAAUAGAUUCGCUUCAUCCAGAGGUCGAGUUAGUUCUCCGAUAGGCCCGUAUUCCUCUACUUUGUCUCCAUCAGGUUCCAGGAGAUUUGCUGGAAGAAGAGGUUCUCCAAACACAGCUAGUUCAUACUCUUCGACUAUAAGUGGAAGUACCAGAGGUAGGCCUCAGUCUAGAAUAUCUCCAUCUUCAGUCUUUCAAGGUAACAGACGCGGACCGACAUCUAUUAGAGGUUCGUCUGCUAGACCUGCAUCUCGUGGCUCGAGUUCCGCUUUUCCUGGAGCUUCUACCAGAUAUAGAUCACCGAUUAGACCGUCAUCUACUCUGUUAAGAGGUCAAUCGACGGUUAAACAUGACGAUCAAGAGAACGAUGCUAACGAGUUCACAACGACUACUUUGAUUACUGAGGAGACUCCUUAUACCGAUGAUGUGGAAGAUGGUGAAACUGUGACAACGCCUCUGCAGACAACCACAGAGUCAUCGAGAAAAUCUACAAAUCCCUUACUAAGAUUCCGUAGGCCAAUUGGCUUGAAUAAUUCUGGAAGAACUGGUACAACACCUAAACCACCAACGACUACGAGAAGAAAUGGAAAUUUGAACAGACCAACUUCACCGACUGUUCCUAAAGUGACUAACGCCAGAACAAAUGGAAGAAACGCUCCAAUAUCAACGAGACCAAGACAAAGUAACACUGGAUUGUUUCCACCUCGAGGCCUAUUUGGAAAAAAACAGGAACUAGCCACCGAGGAGCAGAUAGAGGCUAACGAGGACUUGGAAACCGAAGGGGAAGAGAAUUUCGAAGAUGAGCCUGUGGAGGAAAUAGUUGAUAACGAUUAUGAAGGUUCUGAACAUGAGGACAGGAUCAAUCGUCGUUCUGGUAAAUCCAUUAGACCUACUGUGCAAAUAAGACCGUUCAUUAGGCGAAGAAUACGUCGACAGACGAGUCAAUUGAGAUCAUUGACCAAUAGAUUCAGAAGGCCAAGUCAGUCAAAUUUGAAGUCUGAAGAAAAAUUAGACGUAAGCGAGAAUGUAUCCAGCAAAGAAGAAAUUCCAAAGUCUAAUUCCAAGCCUAUUGCUCGUUACAAUAAUCGUGGAAGGUCUCUAACAGUAUCCAGGUCUCCAACAAAGUCAACCAAUAAUCCUGAGAAAACAUCGGCAGAGUCUGCAGAAUUGAAUCAGAAUAAAGUCAGGAAUAGAUCGAAACAGGGGAGUAACGGUGACAGAAACGCUUCUUCCAGAAUAAAACCGACAUCAACCUCUAGCAAUGGUAGACAAUUUACGCUAAGAGAGAAAGAUGGAACUUCUUCUAGCAGAUCGAAUUACAAAAGACCCAAUUCAUCUAUAUCUAGAUCGAAUGGAAGAUCCAACAACAACAAUGUAAGACCUCCACGAUUGCGAAAUGGUUCGAAUAAAUCCUCAGAAUCAACUAGUACAAGACGCGUACCUCCAUCUAGUCGCAGUUCUUCGAGAACUUCCAAUAGAAACGGUAAUCGAAGAGGUUCUUCCAGAACAAGAGGAUCUCUAGAGGAUAUUAGAGAAGCGCCCACUGUGUAUCCAGACUUUGACGGUACCAUCACAGUCACCCAUUAUGUGCCCACUGAGGUCACAAUCCCCGUGGUCAACAAUGGUAUCACAGAGCACAGGAAUAUCAUUACCGCGCAACCUAGUACCGAAGUCCUAAGUCCAUCUCAAUACAGUACAGUGACAGGUGGGGACGGCAAACCAUUAAUGGUGAUUGUUAGCGAGAUAACCGGUACGAAUCCUCAAGGUCAGACCGAGAUAACCCGAUUCUUGCUUCACGAGACGCCCACCACUCGUGUCUCCUACACGUUGACUACUCUCGGUGGUCGAAGAGCCUCACAAUCGGUGAUCGUACCCUCGACUGUCUACUCCGUAGAAAAUGUGGUGUCCACAGUACAACCUACUCUUCCUGGAAACGCGCCUCUAGCAAAUAUCCUUCUAUCGCAAUUGCUUCUUGGUCAGUUAGGUCAGGCGAAUCCCUUACUUCAACCCCAAGGUACACCGUCCACGCAAUACAAUACUCGUACUACCUCAUAUGUGACCACGAUUACCAAACAACAGAGUACCGUGAUUCCGCUCACUUUUCGUGGCAAGGAAAUACUUACAACCCUGGUGGACACCUCGACGGAUAUAGUGACCGCAACAGAGUUCAUCACAGACACGGUAGUGGUCACACCCACGGCGGCUUUGCCAGCUGCGAAUUUGAAUUCGUUAUUACUGUUGCUCCAGCAGCCCCAGCCCCAGAAAAACGCGAAUCCUCUGUUGGAUCCUCUGUUCGCUGCCCCUCCAUUCACCCAGAGCAACACUUUGCCCGGUGAGGUCGAAAGAAGACAUCAGCCAGCUGAUUUGGAUUACAAACACGAUAGCUAUGAAUAUUCCGACGAGGAGGAGGAUGUUCAAGAGUAUCAAAAGUCGUCCAGAACGAGAAAUGGCCGGGGCAAAUCGAACGAUAGAAAAGAGGAUAGCGCGCCUAGGGAAGAGUCCAGUGUGGUGACAUUGUACGUAUCCGGUAGGAGGCCAGGGGAGUUCAGCACCGUUCUGAGCACCGUGAAAGUGACCGAUACAGCCAGCUCGUCCCGAAAACGACGAGACACCGGCAAUGAUUUGGUCGUCGAAGUACGACCAUCUAUCCCGCCUUCGUUGCACGAGGGAUCGGAGGAGAUCACCGUCCUGGCGGGGAGCGAGGACUCGCUGGACGCACACGCGCCGACACAGAGUCUCGAGAGCGUAGUGGAAAACGUCGUCUUUUCAGAUGACUUCUACCCUGACAACUACUACCGAUUAACGAGCGACAUCGAUAACAAACGCACGUGGUUGCCUGAAGAGAAUUCUAGGAGCGUGACUUCGUUUGAUGAAGAUUACCUCGAGGAAACACCCAGAAAACGCGUGAGAAUUCGCGUUCCUGUAGUUAGAAAAAAUGGAAGACAGCAUAAAUUGACUGUUGUCAGACGAAGGCCUAUUACUUCCAAAGUGGAAGAAUCUUCGUUGACCAUGACUAGUCACACCCCGAGAAGAAUAGUGGUGACACGAGUGAGGACUUUGGGAUUGGCUAAUUCCAUUUACAGCGAUUUGGAGACUGAUAGUUUUAAACCGGAAAUUGGAAAACACAAAGUGACCAUCACCAGACGCAGGAAAAUUGGAUCGACUACAGUUACGCCUACUAGUACUGAGAAGAAAGCCAGGAUUACUAGAAGGAAGUUGAUCGCUGUUAGACCGGUACAAUCUACACCGAGUUUCGCAAUUAUCACAACUGGAUUCUUCACUGCCCCAUCAUCUGAAUACGACGAAGAAUAUUCCGAGGAAGAAAAUGACGAGGAAAUGGAGAACAAGGAGGAUGUUACUUCUACAGUCACGCCUGAAUUGAAGGAACCGCCUAAUGUCAUUGAUAGUAAACCUGACGAGAUUGAGAUUGAAAGUAAAACGGAAGAGAUUGAACCAAAAGUUGUCGAAGAAAGUGUCAUGGGUUCGCCAGUUAUUAUCACUGAUAAUUUCUUUUUCCCACCAUCUGAUGAUGAAGAUGAAAAUGAAUAUGAAGAAGAAUAUAUGGAUACGACGACUGAAGAGGUAAAUACAAAUGAAGAAAUUCCAACGACGACUGAAUCGACAAAAGACGAAGAUGAAAAUGUUUCGAACAGAGAGGACAUGUUAACCACAUCUGCGACUCCUGAUCUGUCCGAGAAAAAAGAAACAGCGUUGGAAAAAUCUGAAGAAACGUCACAUAAUGUUGCUGAUCAUGAAAUGAGUACAAUAUCUAUUGAUUCGAAAGAAGAAGAGAAGUCUGAAGAAGUUUCGACGAUUGUAAAAUCAAGAAAAGACGAAGAAGUAAUAAUCACAACGCAAAAAAGUUUUGAAGAGACAUUGGAAGAAAAUGUUCCAACGACCACUUAUCCUGAGAUUAAAGAAGACGAUGAGAAAGAGGAUGAAAAAGAAAAAGAGCAUGCAACGACAGUCGAGACGAUAGACACCACAAUACCUGUGGAGGAAACUACAAUCACUGUUCUGAAUUCUGAAGAAAAAACAGAGACUGUAAUAACUUUUGAUAGAGAAACUACAACAAUUGCCGAGGAAGAAGAAAAAAUUAAUAACACCGAACAUUCUUUAUCAUCUACUGAAACUAGUUAUCAAGAUUCUUCAUCAGAAGAUAAAGAGUCGCGGGAAAAAGAUAUCGAAUUCCAAGUUACAACUAUUGCAAUUGACUUUGAAGAUACUUCACCUAAAAAUCAUGAAGAUUCUCUUGAAAAACAUUUAGAAUCCAAUACCACAUUAAUUGAAACUGAUGACUCGGAGAAGGAAUCUUUAUCUAAAAACACAGAAAAUUCCCUCAAAAAAGAUAUCAAAUCUCACGUCACGGCAAUCGAAUCCAAAGAUUCUCCCAAAAUUGAUACCGAAGAAUCCCAAACCUUAAAAGAAUCGACCGAAGAUCUCAAUAAAGAGACUCAAUCUCUCUCAAUCAAUAAUUACCCUAUUGUAAUAACCACCUCAAGUUUUAAAUCAGAAACUGAAAGAUCUUUCCCAGACACGAUAGAUUUCACCCUUAAACAGAUUCCAGAAACCGCAACGAAAUCUGAAGAGAAAGAAGAUAAUUUGACGGUACAACCCAUAGAGUCAAUUACAGAAUUCACUUCGUCUUCGACACUUUUCGUUGAUAUAUCUCCCAGUUUCGCAAGUGUCCUACCGUUAGAAACGUCCCAAUCACUCGACUCCAACACCCUUAGCUACUUGGACGACUCCGAGAUCCCAAGCGUGAUCCCCCUUGGUGUCGAGUAUAUGUCUGACUCAACGAGUACUUCCGUGGUACUCGAGGCAACACCUAGCAUCGAGGGUAUAGUGACGACAUCUAUCUCGUCGCCAACCCCCGAGGAAAUCGAGGCAGGAUUGGCAGAUGACCUGUAUUUGUCCCUGUCGAGGCCAGACUUUCCCGAGAUUCUGCCGUCGAAACCGGUCCACGUGGAGCACGAGACCAGAUCCGAAACCCCGGAUUUAGAACCGAGCACGAGCGUUUACUAUACCGAGACAGUGGUUACGUCGACACGACUGAGAACGUAUACUUACGUGGUGACGCAACUAAACGGACUGGAGACGAAAGUGACAUCCUCGACGACCGUCCGACCGAGAGUGACGACCCUUACGUUGACAGUGCCCGUCACGGUGACCGUCACUCCUACCGUGGAGUCGUCAGCGUACUCAGUUUCGUCUGUGUAUAGCCCGGUGCCCGUUGCUGGAGAACAGGAAGGAAAAGAUGAAGAAGGUCGAAGGUUUAACUUGGCCACUCGCGUCAUGUCAAAUGGAGUCGAAGUGAUUGUGGCAGGACCAACACCGGCUCUACGAUGGGAAAACUCGAUUCCUCAGCCUACGCUGACAUUGUCUGACGCGGUCGUCAUGAUGCUUCCACAAGAUAAACCGAAUGAAUUUGUCACAAAGACAUGCACAACUACCUUCACGUAUCUUACAACUAUUACGAAGGAUGGAACGACUAUCGUGUCGACAGAGCAACAGGUAAUAGCAAACACGGCAACUGAGGAACGUCACAGAAAGCCUGGAUCAGAAACUGCAGCGGUAACAUUGGAAGCGUCUCCAACGUUACGCACAGAAGUGUUCAAAACCACUUACACCUAUCUAACACUAAACACCGAUCAUUCGGAUAUAAACGACGCUUUGGAAAGCAGUACUAAAGUAAUUACAAAUACGGUUACCGCCCCUCAACAUUAUCUGGACAUGAUUCUCGAGCCAUCGGAAGCGCCACGACCGGAAACGAACACAUAUCUCAGCACUAGGAUGCUGGAAAAGACUUUCAUGGAGGAUGGACGUACUAAAAUAGAAACAACUAGUGAUACUAUUACUCAGCUCAUAGUAACAGAAUCUGCACCACCUCCUCGUCCAACUAGUGUCACGACCACAUUAACAGCGUUAGACAGUACGGAAGAAAACAUGACAGACGUCAUGAAGACUUAUUAUAUUACCUAUACUUAUUACAAUACCUUCCUGGAGAAAGGGAGCACAGUGGUUCGUACGAACGUGGCGACGUCCACUGAUGUUGUGUUGGAGAAAGUGCCUGUCAAGAAAACCACGAAGACAGCCAUGGUGAAUCCCACUCCGGAACCUAUUCAAAUCUUUGCCACGAAGACGUAUCUAACCACGUUUACCUACUUUACGACGUUGCUUCAGGCGGGGCCAGAUGGAGAGACUUCCACAACAGUCUCUUCGAGGUCGCACAUUGUAGAAAACGUGGUAACAGAAUCGAUAGCACCCAGUUUACUAGAUGCUGGUUACAUGAACGCUUUACUAACAACUGCACACCACUCUGAUCCCGUGAAAAACGUGGUCACUGGUUCGACGAUCAUUUUCUUCGAUGAGGAAGACCAAAUUGAUCCUACUACCAGCACCAACUACCCGGAAGCCACCUCUUCGGUGGAAGUGCAGAAGGAUGAAACGAUUUCGUCUAGCUUUGUAUCUACUGAACCAUCUCCGGUUGUUAACGAACCAAAUCUGAAACCUACUGAACAAAUUAAUCAGGAGAACAAUGUAACGGUUUCCGCAGAAUCUGGGCAGAACAAAAAGCCUGUCAAUCAAAACACGAGUGAUCUUCAAGUGAGCAAUCUUCUGAGUCUAGGUUCGUUAGGAAUCAAUAGUUUGUCGGCUUUGGGUCCAGUGAUUACUGCGAUGGCUGGCCUACUUCAGGGUAAAACCACAGCAACACGAAGGAAUGAUUCGAUACCACAGGCAGAAACGCAGGAAGUCACUACGCAAAGAUCACCUAUUUACAUACCUGUCGCUGAGUUCGCUGAUGGAGAUAUUGAAGCUGCUGAAAGUCAAAAUAUAGGUACACAUCUGGCAAACCUCAACCACAAUUACAUCGCAGAGACGCGUCAUAAAGUUGCAUCCAGCCUGGCAGAUGGAAUUCCAAUUUCUCCAGGCGAGGUAAUCACCGCGAAUAGCGAUGUGAUCAUCGGUAAACCAGGAAAAAUGGCACCAAGACCGCCUCAAACGUUCUUGGAGGACGAAGAAAACAUAGGAAUGAAACCACCACCGUUACCAGUUCCCAACAUUCCAGUCCAUCCUGUUCUCGAGGUCCUGGAGAACGAUCGGGAUGAUGCUCAGCAAACCCUUCAGAGUCACAAAGGUCCACAGAUAAAGAUAUAUCCUGCGCAUCAGAUCUACGAGGAACACUUGAAGAUACCUAUCUCUAUGCCUGUCGAUACGAAUCCUACGUUGAAACAACCUCAAAAGCUGCUUCCGGUUCAACCGACCCCCCCAAAGAGGAUUGGUUCGAAGCAAGAUGUGUUAGAGAACGAUCCUCUGUUGAAGCCACCCGAUAGACCUAACGUGGAACAGUAUGCGAAUCCAAAUAUGAAUCCAAAGGAACCUGAAUGGAGUCCUGAUAAAACAAGAAGACCUUGGAGUGCUAAGGAUCCCCUGAAGCUUCCUCCGUCCCAUCCUCAGUUUGAUCAGAAAAUCGAUCUGGGAAAGCCAUCGAUGGAUAAACUUUGGCCAACUGUUCCAUCCGAGGAACAAAAGCGACCACCAUGGGCCCAGAAAGACCCUUUACUUCCCGAAACUUCGAUUGUCAUUCAAACUUCGGAAUCCAAACCAACACCAGCGGAGCCCAUAGUUCAUCAAGUACCACACGUCAUCGAUAGAUCAACCGGGCAACCUUUGUUGGUUAAUAUCCAACCCAGUCAGGUGGCCAACGUGGUAAUUCCUCAAGGUGGCACUCAGGCAUUGAUAUUCGGUGACACGAGCGAACCCCACAUCAGUGGACAAUAUUUCGACGAUCCAUCACCCUAUCCUGAAUCAGAGGUUGUUAGGUUCCUUGGAAUUCAAAGGGUAGAAAAUCUACCCCAAUACACCAAUGGAAAGGAUCCAGCAGAUUAUAUGGUACCACCAUCGCCGCCACUCAACUUCAAGACGUUACCUGAGAAACAUCCUUCUAAUCGUCCAGCAACCAUCCCUUUAUCACCAGCUCAUUUCGAUUAUGAAAGACCGCAAGAUAAAUUAGAAGUAUCCUUGGUCAGGCCAGAAAAGAAGCCAUCCGACGUGCAUUUGAUCAAACAUCCCGACAACUUGGGUGUCCUUGGCGGUCAAGGUCACGUGCAUACAGAGAUUUUGGUUCAUCACAGACCGGAAACCGUGAACGUUCGACCUCAGAGCAUUCCUCAUCCUGCUAUCCAUCCUCACGUACACUCCAACAAUCAUUUACCGCCACGAGGACAAUAUCCAAAGAUUUCAAAGCCUGUAGAGGCCGGAACGCCGCCUCGAAGAACGGAAAUGUCGAAUCCAUCGGACAAUUCGCAUCGAUACAUUUUAUUGGCUAAGCCAGACUCAGGAAACGAGAUCAUCUUGAAUUCUAAUUGGAAGUCGGACAAGAAACCGCCGAGAAUUCUGAUGAAUAACAGGCUGAGGCCGCGUCUACCGUUGAGAUCGACAACCAGUCGUCCUCCUCUGGAUAGACCGAUUUACCCGGAAAGGCCUGGUAUCAGGAAACCAGUUUACAACGGGCCUCAGAGGCUUCCGACGAAGAACGCGAACACAUUCGUGCUUCCUCAUCGUCCGAUCACCAAUCCUCAGAUUCAUCACGAACCAUCUAGAAUAACAACUUCUAUGCCUGGAGAAUUGGUAAGGGAUGUGGUGACUGAGAGGCAGCCUUCGUUUGGGGCUCGUCCUCAGCAAACAGAUCUUCAAAAUAGGCCACCUCAUUUCUAUCCUGAAAAGAGACCAACGAGCAUAGAGCAGAUGAAGCCACAAACCGAAAGAACAGAGGAAUACGUGCCUACUGGAGCGAUUGAGUAUCACAAUCCUUUGAAUCUCAAGUUAAAGCAAAAUGACAGGCCAGUUGUAUCAAGCAUUCAAACGCAGAAGUUCAAUGAGGCUUCAUCUAAUCAGGAUGUCAAGCCUGAGAAGACUCAAGAAACCUGGUACAGUGGUACGCAGACGGAGAAGACAUUGGAUUCAGAAAGUGAUGCCUCUGAACCGGUCAAGUAUCACAAUCAGGUGAAAGAAGUUGAAAAAUACGAUAAAACGAAAGGUGAUACGUCUUUGAUUAACGAUCACAAUAAUGAUACAUCAUCAAAUAAGAAUUCUUAUGUAGCUUCUGAUAAUACGAUGGUAGGAAAAAUUGGUGAAAUCGAUUCUCAGCAAGAUCAAAAGAAAAAACCUAUUUGGAUCAAUCCAGGAAUUCCGUUUGCGCAUAAAAACGAGGACGUAUCGAUUCAAACACAGUAUGGACCUAAUUAUUACAAUAGCAAACCUUAUGAGACGCCAAUAGUUCAAGGAAAACCAUUUGGUGUGUACACUGGACACGAAGAAUCAAAUUAUGGUUAUAAAGAAACAUCCGAAUACGACAUAGUUCAGGGUGUACCAUCGACAUACUAUGGAAAUAAAGUGCUUCAGAUCAGCCAUAAGAAUCAACAGAAUCAACAGACAUCUACGCCAUCUAAUCGUGAACAUGACGACACUAUAGAUCUGAAGCCACCAGCGAUCAUUCCGCAAUUCGUUCCCGAAUUGGACAAACCUAACAGACCAUAUCCACGACCGACUAUUGUAAAUAAAGUGGAAACCAGACCUGUGUUGUAUUCCAAGCCAGAGAUCAUCGGUCAAACCUCAGAAGUUAGGCCAGAUCAUGUGAACCGGCUUAAUGAAAGUAAACCAGAUACCUCAGAACAACAGUUUGGGAACAACAGUUUGAGUUAUUCUGAAAAAUUAAAUCAGAGCCACUUUCAAUUAGGUGGUUUUAUGGAUCUUAAUUGGGAGAAUGAAAUGAAAGCUGGCGAUAAAAGACAAGAGAUUCUGGUCAACAGGAGUGAAAUUAUGAAGAAUCAUUAUAGAAACAGCUCCAUUUCUCAUCAAAUGGAAAGUCAAUAUCCUCCUCAGACGAGCAUUAAUCCUGUCAAAUUAGAAAAGAAUCAUGCUGUGAUAAUUCAACAGGAUUAUAGUUCAGCAACUAAGAUUCAUCCAGAGUAUCCUCACAUAGUCACCAAACCUAAACCUCAAGUACCUGGUCCAAUCACUAUUUCAACAGCUAAUAACAAACCUGACACUCGACCAAACAUUAGGUUCUCCCUACCUGUGGAGGCAAUUGGCGAAGAGAUGGAUAGUAAGACGCAAACCGAACGGCCACCAAGCAUGUUGAUCACAACGAAUAAUUCGAGUGACAAGAAAAAGAAUACGGAGAAGAUAGAUACUUCCUAUCACACGAAUUUUGCGACCCAAGAUGCGAACAAAGAUGAUUCCAUGAAUCACGAGAGCAAGAUUCGAAUAAGGCCUAUUGAAACCUCCACUGGAGACAUGUUGACUAAUAUGGAAGGAAUGAACGUACCUUCUAGAGACAUGAUGCCCCCACCAUUAAGACCUGUGAUUGGCCUCAAUCAAUCGAAUAAAAACGAAGAGGAAGAUUUGAAACCACCACCCAUACCUUCGAGAGAUGUUGUCGGUUUAUCGCCUCCACCCGUUGAUAUUACCACAACAAAUAGCCCUACUGAAGAUAGAUUCUCAUUCGUUACGGCUAAUGAAUCCGGCUUGAAGCCUCCUCCUAAGUAUAUUCCUCUGAAAGAAUCUUCUGUUGCGCCUUUGCCCAGUGUUAGCAUGGUUCCUCCUAGCCCAAGACCAUCUCUUACUAGGCCUUUUAUCGUGGAAUUGUUGUCUCAGGACAUGGUACCUCCACCACCAGUAACUCAGACAACGAGGCCACUCGAAAUAGCCACCGUGAGACCAGCGGUAGCGGUGUCUGGAUCGAUUCAAAUCGCGACAGCUGUCGCAACAUCGCACAUACCAGUGGUCCAAGAUAUUGAAUCGAAGAUACCUAUCAUACACGGCACCGUUGAUCUUCCAGUAGUCAUAGACGUGCCUGAAAUACUUAGACCAAUCGAAACCAGGAAGACGGAGCACGUUAGCAUAUACACAGUGCGACCAUUCGACACCAGACCUGUAUCUAGAAUAUCGGUGCAACCAACAGCGAUGCUUACCACGAACUUAGUAAUCCCAACGAAGCUAAGACCAGUCCAAGUGGAUCACAUUCAACCAAGCAGAUCGUCUUCUACUAGGGACGUGGAACCAACUCGAUCACACAAUACCGAUAUUCCUCGAAAUCCGGUGAAACGACCAGAGCAUCCAGUAUUUUUGGAGUCAAGUCACGACAUCGUUUUACCAUCAUCGAAGGUGGAAGCUACAGAGAGUUUGAUUCACGUGGUAAGCACGAGUCAGAAGAAGGAGUCGCAACCCACUAUGACGAAGAACGAAGUCUCGAAGGUGAUCGUUUCACCAGUGACGGAAGUUAAGCGAAAGAACGAGACAGUUUCGAAGAAAUUGCCAAGUGUGGUCACCAGGAUUGACAGCUCGAUAACGAAGGUGACGAACACGUUGUUGGAGAAUGUCGAUAGACGAAACGAAUCGGUAAUCAAGAUGACGAAGAAUGUCAGCAAUACGCGCAAAGUUGGUAAUGAGACAACGACAACUAUGCGUAUGAAACCUAAAGAGGUGACACGAUUCCAGACAUCAACGGUAACGAGAACGGAAACAUCUGUAUUGGGUUCACCACCUACAACUCGAACAUUACUGCUUACCCACACGUUGACAUCAACCACAGUGGAAACGGUGACAGAAACGUUAUUACGUCCGACUAGCGUGGUUUCUACGGUUACAUCAACGAUUUUGCAAUCGAUAGUGACUAGAAUACCAUCAUCCUUCGAAAACGUUGUCGACAAUGAUUCCAUCUUCGUAGUGAUGAGCGAUCAGAAACCACCGGCACCUGGUGCUGAAGAGGUGGAGGCUGAAUAUGGUGAUAUUUCAAGAGAUGAACAAGAUCCAGCUGGAAACGAAGUUCAUAGAGUUCUAGCUGGUGGAAUUCUUGGAGCACCAGUAGUAUCUCUUCAACCUAUCGUCAAUCAAUGCACUCCAGAAUGUAGAGCCUCUAGAGCUGAAAUAUGUGCGGAAGUUGGAAGUGAAAUGAGAUGCAUUUGUCGACCAGGUUUUGCGAGAAUGUUCCCUGAUCGACCUUGUAAACCCACUUAUACUUAUACGUUACGAGUUGGAUUGGAUCGAAUCGGACACGAGCCAGUGAUUUACGAAGCCAGCAUGAACGAUUCGACGUCAACAGCUUUCAGAAAAUUACUAGGCCCUACUAAAGACGCCUUAGACAGGACUCUAAUGCAGAGUGAUCUCAGAGACAUCUAUAGGGGGCUGAAGAUAGCUGGUUUUACACCUGAUCCAACGAAAGUAGAAUUCCACGUUCAACUCAGCGAUAAUGCUAAUGAAACAAGGCUGAAAGAAGUACUUCGAAAAUAUCUGAUUGGAAGUAAUUAUAGUUUAGGAGGCACUGAAGUCUUUGCUUCGAAAAAUCUUGACGUAAUUGAAGCAACCGAUUUUGAUGAAUGCAUAACGGAAGACGGAGGACCUCAUCACGAUUGUUCGCCAAAUGCAGCCUGUUUCAAUCUACGAGGUUCUUAUCAGUGUUCUUGCAAAGAGGGCUGGGCAGAUUUGUCUGAGAAUCCUGCAUAUCCUGGAAGAUUUUGCUCUCAGGCGCCAUUAGGUUGUCCUAGCUGUAACAACAAAGGACAUUGCGUGACGAAUACUAAUGGUCAAGAAGUCUGCGAGUGCUUCCCUUGGCACAGUGGUCAGCGAUGCCAGGUUAAUCUCAAAGUGUUACUGAUAGCUCUGGUUACGACCGGUGCAAUAUUACUGGGCCUUUUGGCGGUGUGCGUCGGCAUGGCGUGUUUCCGUCAACCAAGUCGGAAACGAAGAACUGGCGACAGAAGGGCAAUGAUUCCUGGAACAGGCGGGGAUACCAGUAGCGAGGGUAGCGUGACGGAUCUAGCAAUUCCACACCACAUGCCGCAUGUUCUGCCACCACCCCCACAGAUGAUUGCACCCCUGCCACCGACCAAAAGACCUGCUCGAAAGAUCAGCACGAAACCUAGGCAUCUGCCAAGAAAAGCUACCAUGGUACCUGCAUCAGUGCCAGUGAACGACGAACAAAGAGAUCGUUCGUUGACAGUGAUGAUCCCUCGUGCCAAAUAUCGAUCGGCGCCCCAAUCUCCGCAGAAUUACAAGUCCGGGUUGAGCACGUUCUCGACAGAAGAGCACAAGCUGCUCAACUAUCUCGAGAACGGCACGCAUAACACCGGAAACAGGAAGCAAAGUGUAUCCAGCGCGAAGGAUUGCAAGGAGGCUGAUGUACAGAUCGUCAGAGCGCCAGCUGCACCAACUGGAGCUCUUGUUAGCGCUGGUUUCCAGGUGUCCGCAACGGUAACUCGUCAAAUGGACACCGAUUCAACGUUAGCCCGUUCCUGCGGUGAAACCACGGUAGAGACAGCGACGAAAGUGUUGCGAACUGGAGAUCUUCAAGGUGACCUGUGCUCUACUUUGGCUCGCUCCUGCGGCGAGACAACCAUCCAAGCACCGACGAAGCUGCUGAGGCUCGAUUUAGGCGAGGCUGGCUCGACUUUGGCCAGAUCCUGCGGUGAAACGACGAUUCAACCGCCGACGAAAGUCGCAGAUACUAGAAGGAACAGCGUUAAGGACGCCAGAGACACAAGAGACAGUGCCAGCGAAGGGCACACAAUGGCUGAGAGGGACCUAGGAAGCACGCUGAGACUUCCGGCGCAACAUCCGCCUCUUUACAGCCCGGACAGAACCAGCGAUCGAGAAUCAAACUUUGACUCUCUCUAGACAUCUUAUGCAAUUAAUAAAG